Messenger RNA from Gigantopelta aegis, 2271 nucleotides. RefSeq names its product laccase-5-like. Gene Ontology annotation, cellular component: plasma membrane. The transcript has 10 exons. Lineage: Eukaryota; Metazoa; Mollusca; Gastropoda; Neomphalida; Peltospiridae. Gene Ontology annotation, molecular function: oxidoreductase activity; copper ion binding. The coding region runs from base 1 to 2271 and encodes 756 amino acids. Gene Ontology annotation, biological process: iron ion transport. The record is from RefSeq and is a predicted model, not a curated record.
AUGGAAUUGCUGAAUCCUAUUUCGUAUUUGUGGAAUCUGUCAAAAUGUAAUUACAAUCCGUCUUCGUCGGUUUCCGUAACCUACGCACCGAGCAACGAUCGGAACAUCUCGCCACAAUCCAUUGCGCUCUAUCUUGCGAGAAUUUCCGAUUCAAUGACAGAAACUAAAGGCUGGUUCCAAACGCAGUUUACGCAGACUAACUACACAAAGCAUCCGUGUUUACGGCGCUGCACAGUCGGCGAGCACCAUAGAACCUGUGAGUACGACUUCACACUCGAGUACAACUACGUCCUGUCUAAAGCCUGCUACGACUGCCCCUUCAACAUCACCGACUGCGACAGACCUCACUGUGUGGCGACAGAUGGCGUACAUCGAGCCAUCGUGACCAUCAAUCGCAUGUUGCCUGGACCAGCUAUCCACGUGUGUCACAAUGACACGAUCGUGGUGAAUGUGAAGAACAAAAUGGAAGGCGCAGAAGGGACGUCCAUCCACUGGCACGGCAUCUUCCAGCACGACUCUCAGAUCAUGGACGGGGUCAGCAUGUUGACACAGUGUCCAAUACCAGCCUUCUCCUCAUUCCAGUACAGAUUCAAAGCCGAGAAUAUUGGAACCCAUUUUUGGCAUGCUCACUCUGGAGCACAGAGAGGAGACGGUGUGUUUGGAAGUCUUGUGGUGCAUGAACCUGAUUCAACCAAUCCCCACGCGGCUCUCUACCAGCAUGACCUGCCAGAGCACGUUGUCGUCGUUCACGAUUGGCUCAAUGAACUGUCGAUAAACAAAUUUGCAGGUCAUCAUCACGCAGGAUUUGACGAUGAGCCAGAAUCCAUGCUAAUUAAUGGUCGAGGGUCACAUCACAAGUUCGUGGACCCGAAAACGAACACAACCGUUUACACCCCAAGAGCAGUGUUCAAAGUCACUGAGGGCCAGAACUAUCGAUUCCGGGUGAUAAAUCCGGGGAUCAUGGAAUGUCCCAUCCAAAUUUCUAUAGACAAUCACCAGCUGAAUAUGAUAGCAUCAGACGGAGUUCCAUUCGUGCCGAAGGUUGUCGACUCGUUCAUAAUAUUCGCCGGAGAAAGAUUCGACUUUGUGCUCGAGGCUAACCAGACAGUCGGGAACUAUUGGUUACGGGCUCGCGGUCUGAAUGACUGCACGGGGAAGAAGACGAACCAGGCGGCCAUUUUGAGAUACGAAGGAGCAGACGAGACUGAUCCACCAGGAACAGUGGAUUAUGAAAGUGCAGACAGAGUUGGAAUACUGUUGAAUCCACUAAACCAGAAGUCCACUCCGAAACUGAUUCAAAUGGCUGACCUUAACUCCACGAUCGCCGAUGACCCGCGAAUGAAAGAGAAACCCGACAAGAAGUUCUACAUAGCCAUGGACUUCUACGAGAUAGACAACUACCACUUCCACGAGCCGGACCUGUACCCCAUGUCCAGCGUGGGGGAUGACAAGAAGACGCACAGUCCCCAGAUGAACCACAUCAGCAACGUAAUGCCGCCGGCGCCACCGCUCACGCAGUACUCGGAUUUGUCAGAGGACCUGUUUUGCAACACUUACACAGUACAGGUCAACUGCUCGGCGGAGUUUUGCGAGUGUGUACACAGGCUGUACGUCGACAUCGGCGACACCGUGGAAAUCAUCCUCAUCGACGAAGGCGUGCCCUUCAAUGCUAACCACCCCAUCCACCUGCAUGGUCACCACUUCAGGGUGGUCGCUAUGGACAGGUUGGGUGAGUCCACAUCCCUGGAGGAAGUUAAAGCUCUGGACGCGGCUGGCGGGAUUUCGAGGAAGCUGAGCGGAGCAGUAGCAAAGGACACAGUCACCGUCCCAGAUGGAGGAUACACCGUCAUCAGAUUCGUCGCCGAUAAUCCAGGUUUUUGGUUUCUGCAUUGCCACAUCAUGUUCCACCUUUCAACGGGGAUGGGGUCCAUUAUACAGGUUGGGCAACUUCACGAGAUGCCCAAACCGCCCAAGAAUUGGCCAAGAUGUGGCGACUGGAAAUAUAUCGGAGAAGACACAGAGAAUGGAAAAGAAGGAACAGAGAGUGGAGGAAAAACUGGAGAAAACACCGAAAACGAAUGCCUGCUUACAAAUGACAUAAACAUUGCGACAACAUCCAAGGCGUUAACAACAAUAGUUGUUUUGCUAGACAAAGGGCACGGCGUGAGGCUGCAGGAUCUCAUCCCUGUAUCGGACGGCUGUCAGGUUCCCAGCGAUGACCACCAAAGGCGUUUUCAACCCAUGGGAAAUUCCACCCCAGACCAUGACUGA